Dendronephthya gigantea is the source of this 410-nucleotide messenger RNA. RefSeq names its product ATP-dependent RNA helicase glh-1-like. Bases 36 to 410 code for a protein of 124 amino acids. The record is from RefSeq and is a predicted model, not a curated record. Gene Ontology annotation, molecular function: nucleic acid binding; zinc ion binding. The transcript has 4 exons. Lineage: Eukaryota; Metazoa; Cnidaria; Anthozoa; Malacalcyonacea; Nephtheidae.
CUUUGUUCUAUAUUACUAAUUUUAUGUAUUAAGUGAUGAUGAUGCAUGUUCAAGUUUUUUGUCAUCAAUUUAAAACUCUAAAAUUAAAAAGGUUGCCUCCUAUCAUUACAUGGAUUUAUGCAAUAUGUCAACCAAGUUUGUUUUAUUUAUUUAUUUUAGAUAAUGACCCACGCCCUGGGCGGUUCGGGGGAAGAGGCAGAGUGUUGCAUGGACAAAUGAGAGGGCGGUGUUACAAAUGUGGCCUUCGUGGCCACCGAGCGGCGACAUGCGACGCACGGGCUGUUUGUUGGUUAUGUGGCCGAAGAGGCCACACGAAAGUCGUGUGUCCCCAGCGACAGGGGGCACAAAAAACUGGGGCAAAACCCACAAUGCAGUUUACAAACUGCACGUUUGAGAAGUUCAAUGCUUGA